AAAUGCCGGGUGAAGCGACAGAAACCGUCCCAGCCACAGAGCAGGAACUGCCACAGCCUCAGGCUGAGACAGUAACUCCUCCCCCGGCCCCCGGGGAAGCAAGCUGGGCUCUCGCAGGAGUGACACUGGCAGCUGAGCAGACCCGAGCAGUUGCCACCAAGAGUCCUGAGGUGGCAGGCCAGGGUUCCCAGGCUGAGGCUGCUCUGGAACCUUCAGCUCCUGCUGUCCCUGCCCCUCCUGCUGGUGCUCCUGUUCAAGCGUCAGCUCCAGCUCCCUCUGCUAACCCUGCCCAGCCCUCCUCUCCAAGUGCCCCCACGGGCCUGGCUGUGUCACGAGAGCAGCCCCCCUCCCCAACCUCUCCUGCUUCCCCAGCACUAGCUCCCCCUGCAGCCCCUGCCUCCCCACCUGUGGUCCCAGCUCUGAUGCCUCCUACCUUCUCCGCUCCCUUAAAGCUCCCAGCUGCAGCUGUUGGCAUCCCAGUGCCCAGCCCACCUCCCCCUAUUCCCCCUACAGCCCCAGCUCUUGGGACCCCAGCCGAUUCUGCCACUCCAGGCUCUCCCAGGCCUGCUGCUGCUGCUUCCCCAGUUACUCCAGCGUCCCCUGGGGGCCCAGCACUGGCAUCUCCUUCUGUUACCCCAAGGUGUCCCCAUGUCUCUCUCACCACUCCUCUUGCCCCCCUGGCGGCACCAGCCUCUCCUAGAUGCCCAGUUUUGACAGCUCCUGUUUCUCCCCUGACCCCCCUCGUUCCUCCUGUGGCCCCUGCGGCGCCAGGCCCUCUUGCUCCUCCCGCAAUCUCAGCCACCUCCCCUGUGGCUGCUGCCCCUGCCCCCCUCACCCUUCUGGCUCCUGUUUCUCCCCCUGUGACAUCAGCUCUGGCUGCUGCUACCCCUGUGGCCCAACCUACUUCCCCCACCCCUCUUGUUCCUCCCCUAGUCAUUGCUGCUCCCCCAGCCCCCCCUCACAUCCCCUGGGACCUCAGCUUCUCUGGUGGUCCCUGGUGCUGCCCCUCUGGCCCCAACCUCUUGCCCAGCUUUUCCUGUGGCUCCUGUCCCAGCACCCUCCACGCCUCGUGAGACCCCUGCCUCUCCCCCAGCCCCUCUCCCUCCCCCAAAGACCCCAGCCUCUCCUACAGCUCCUGCCCCAGCCCCCUCCACUCCCUUGGAGACCCCUGCCUCUCCCCCAACCCCUCUCCCUCCCCCAAAGACCCCAGCCUCACCUCCUGCCCCAAGCUCCUCCACUCUCCCCAAGACCCCUGCCUCUCCCCCAACCCCUCUCUCCCCCACACAGGCCCCAUCCUCACCUCCUGCCCCAACUCCCUCCACUCCCCCAAAGACCCCUGCUUCUCUGCCAAAGCCCCCAGCCUCUCCUGUGGGUCCUGCUUCUGCCCCCGCCCUCUCCAUGCCCUCUGAGACCCCUCCCUCUCUCCCAACCCCUCUCUCUUCUGCUGUGGCCUCAGCUUCUACUGCUCCUCCUGCCUCAGCCCCAACCCCCUCCACUUCCAUCAAAACCCCUGCUCCUCCAUCAAAGGCCCCAGCCUCCCCUGUGGGUCCUGCUCCUACCCCCUCCACUCCCCCUGUGAUCCCUGCCUCUGCCCCAUCCCUCUCCCUCCCCCAAAGACCGCAGCCUCUCCUCCUGCUCCAUCCCCCUCCAUUCCCCUUGUGACCCCAGCCCCUCCCCCAACCCCUCUCCCUUCCCCUAUGGCUCCUUCCCCAGCCCCUCUCCACCCCUUGGUGGCUCCUGUUUCUCCCAGUGUGACACCAGCUCUGGGGGCUCGUGCAUCUCCACCAGCUCCUGUCACCCCCACUGAGGCUGCAGUUUCUCCUGGGACCCCUGUUUCUCCCCCUGUGGCCCCAGCCUCUCCCACUUCUCCACUUCUGGUGACCCCUGGCUCUCCCCCUGUCCCAAAGGCAGUAAGCUCUGCCCCCGCCUCCUCCCCUGAGCUCCUCCUUGCUCCCCAGAAACCAGCUUCCUCGCCAGCUGCUUCCACUGACCUCCCUGCCACUCCCCUUACUCCAGCGAGUAGCCAAGCCCCUGCACCUCUGCCCACUUCCCCCGCUGAAGAGCUAACCCCCCGCCCCGGGCUUCCUAAACCAUCCCCGCCUUCCUCCUCACCUGGUCCUGCGCCCGAAGCACCAGCUAGACCCCCCACCCCUGUCUGCGCUGCUACCAUCGAUGACGACGAGCUGCCGCCUCUCAUCCCUCCUGAGGGGCCUGCCGGGGAACUGCCUUUGCAGCCGAUCCUGGUGGAUCUCUCCUCUCCCAGACCCGCUGUGGCCCCUGCUGAGGCCCCAGCUUCUCUUCCUCCAGCCAAGCAACCCGUGCUGAAGAAUGACAAGGGGUCCGGCACAGAAUCCGACAGUGACGAAUCGGUGCCAGAACUCGAAGAACAAGAUUCUACACAGGCCACCACACAGCAGGCACAGCUCGCAGCAGCCGCUGAAAUAGAUGAAGAACCAGUUAGCAAAGCAAAGCAGAGCCGGAGUGAAAAGAAAGCACGAAAGGCAAUGUCCAAACUGGGCCUUCGCCAGGUCACAGGUGUAACCCGAGUCACCAUCCGGAAAUCCAAGAACAUCCUCUUCGUCAUCACGAAGCCAGAUGUGUAUAAAAGCCCAGCAUCAGACACCUACAUAGUCUUCGGCGAGGCAAAGAUCGAAGAUCUGUCCCAGCAGGCGCAGCUGGCAGCUGCCGAGAAAUUCAAAGUGCAAGGAGAAGCCGUCUCAAACAUUCAGGAAAACACACAGACUCCCACCGUACAGGAGGAGAGCGAAGAGGAGGAGGUUGACGAGACCGGCGUCGAGGUGAAGGACAUCGAGCUGGUCAUGUCCCAGGCGAACGUGUCCCGCGCGAAGGCUGUCCGGGCCCUGAAGAACAACAGUAACGAUAUUGUAAAUGCUAUUAUGGAAUUGACGAUGUAGCCAUCAGAAGGGAGGAACCUUUUGGUUUUUCAGAGAAGAGUAAAAUGCAGCGAAAUUUAACAUUUGUACUAUUUCUAUCGAUAAAUAAAAGUUGUGGCUUACUGUCGGUGAAA
Caretta caretta (loggerhead turtle) is the source of this 3028-nucleotide messenger RNA. It is a transcript of the gene NACA, whose product is annotated as nascent polypeptide associated complex subunit alpha. The record is from RefSeq and is a predicted model, not a curated record. Gene Ontology annotation, cellular component: nascent polypeptide-associated complex. Lineage: Eukaryota; Metazoa; Chordata; Testudines; Cheloniidae.